UAUGGCUGGACCUCGCGGCCCCGCGGCCUUCCGGCAGCUGUGGCGCCGCAGACGCUCGGAGAAGUUCGUGAGUUUGUGUUUUGACGCGAACUUUCUGCGCUUCAGCUCCUCGGCUGCGUUUCCCCCGAACACACGCACCCGCAGCGGCUCCAGGUGCUACACCGACUCCGCCAGGACCCGACCGGUCCGGAUCGGCUGUGCCUCCGGGUUCUGGGGGGACACAGCGACCUCAGUGCCUCAGCUGAUCUACAGCGGGAAGCUGGACUUCCUGGUCUUUGACUACCUCAGCGAGAUCACCAUGUCUCUGCUCACCGCCGCCAAGGCCAAGAUGCCUAAUCUGGGCUACGCUCCGGAUUUCGUCCACAUCGCUCUGGCUCCGUUCAUUAACGACAUCCACAGGAAAGGUAUUCGUGUCGUCAGUAACGCAGGAGGCGUGAACCCUCUGGCCUGCGCCGAGGCCAUACAGGAGGUCAUCAAGAAGGCGGGCCUCGACCUUAAGGUCGCUGUGGUUACCGGCGAUGACCUCAUGCCCCAUAGAAGCAGCCUCGCUGAAGUAAAGAUGGCGGACGACGGCAGCAGACAGCGGUUACCGAAAACGCUCCACAGUAUGAACGCUUAUCUCGGAGCUGCUCCGAUCCAGCGAUGUCUCGAUCUUGGGGCCGACAUCGUGGUGACGGGACGCUGCGUGGACAGUGCGGUGGCCCUGGGGCCGCUCAUGCACAUGUUUGGAUGGCAGAGGGAUGAAUAUGACCUACUUGCUGCUGGGAGUCUUGCAGGUCACCUGAUCGAGUGUGGUGCUCAGAGUACAGGAGGGAUCUUCACUGACUGGCACAAAGUUCCUGACUGGGACAACAUGGGUUUCCCGGUCGUCGAGUGUUCCAGGGACGGUUCCUUCGUUCUCUCCAAACCGCCCAAAACCGGCGGCCUUGUCUCCUUCGGCACGGUGGCCGAGCAGCUGGUGUAUGAGAUCGGCGACCCGCGCCGUUACCUGCUGCCCGACGUCAUCUGUGACUUCAGCCAGGUGGUCAUCAAGGAAAUACCAGGUGUAGAGGGAGGGGCUGUCAAAGUGACCGGGGCUAAAGGCUUCACUCCGUCACAUGACUACAAGGUGUGUGCGACCUACAUGGACGGGUUCAGGGCGACGGCAGUGUGUCCCGUUGGAGGUCCGAGAGCCACAGAAAAGGCCAGGCGGACGGCGGACAGCAUCAUCAAACGGACGAAGCAAAUGUUCAAGCAGCUGGGACUGGAAGAUUUCAGCUCCGUCAACGUCCAGGUCCUCGGAGCUGAGGACACUUAUGGUCCCAAAGCUGACACCAAGGGCUCCAGAGAGGCAGUGAUUUGGAUGUCCGUCCACCACAAACAGAAGAAAGCUCUGGAACUUUUUUCCAGGGAAGUGGCUCCUGCAGGGACCGGCAUGGCUCCCGGACUCACCGGCAUCGUGGGCGGACGUCCCCGAGUGUCUCCCGUUCUCAAGCCGUUCUUCUUCCUACACCCAAAAUCUCAACUCAAGGCCGACAUUCACGUUGACGGACAGUUGGUGGAGUCGCUUUCAGAGUCGGGACUAGACAGGCCUGAGCUGGCCGCCCCUCCCACCACAGCAGACGACGCACCUGAUGCAGACCUGCCCAGUGGACGAUACAGCUACAGACUGGAGGAACUGGCCUUCACAAGGAGCGGUGACAAAGGAAACUCAGCCAACAUCGGCGUCGUCGCUCGUCAUCCUCUCUUCUUCCCGUACCUGAAGAAGCACCUGACGUCCUCAGUGGUGGAGGAAUAUUUCUCUCACCUCCUUCAGCCGGGAGUCGCCAACGCUGUCACACGUUGUGUGGACGUAGACAUGUG
This is a messenger RNA of Paralichthys olivaceus (Japanese flounder), 1842 nucleotides long. The record is from RefSeq and is a predicted model, not a curated record. Lineage: Eukaryota; Metazoa; Chordata; Actinopteri; Pleuronectiformes; Paralichthyidae.